Molecule: messenger RNA, 394 nt
Organism: Penicillium cinerascens
Lineage: Eukaryota; Fungi; Ascomycota; Eurotiomycetes; Eurotiales; Aspergillaceae
Product: membrane magnesium transporter family protein
Exons: 3
Coding region: 1-348 (115 amino acids)
Biological process (GO): protein folding in endoplasmic reticulum
Cellular component (GO): EMC complex
Source: RefSeq, a predicted model, not a curated record
AUGAGCUUCCUCUCACGCCUGGUAACACUAUUCGGCCUGGUCCUGCUGGCCCACGCAGGCUACUCGGCCCAUGAACACACGAUCCUCUUCAGCAAUACCCGCCUCGCCCUGCCGCAGGAUAUCAUCGUCGAAACUCUAGUCGCCGUCGUCGUGGUCUCUGUCGGCCUGGUGCUGGGUGCGGAGAAACUGAAGCCCAUCAGCUGGCGCGACUGGGCGGGUGAGAUCGAGCGGGAUGGCGGUGCACGGAACCCGUACUUGAGUCUGGAGGAGCGUUAUGGAUUCUGGGAUAUUCGGGCCAAGCGAAAGGAAUUUGCGGAUUGGAUGCGGGGCCCGGAUGUGUUGGAGUGAUAUGGAACGUCAUAUUGGAUGUGAUGCAGUGGUUCUUGUAUAAUAU